This is a messenger RNA of Ruditapes philippinarum (Manila clam), 2162 nucleotides long. RefSeq names its product substance-P receptor-like. Gene Ontology annotation, biological process: G protein-coupled receptor signaling pathway. The coding region runs from base 322 to 1569 and encodes 415 amino acids. Gene Ontology annotation, molecular function: neuropeptide Y receptor activity. Lineage: Eukaryota; Metazoa; Mollusca; Bivalvia; Venerida; Veneridae. The transcript has 6 exons. Gene Ontology annotation, cellular component: membrane. The record is from RefSeq and is a predicted model, not a curated record.
UCGUUGCCAUAUAUAAUGCCGCAUGCGACAUCUAGCUGCUAUCAGAGAAAACAAUUUUACUUUACAUGUUUUGAUGCAGUUUUGCGGACUUACCUUAGUUGGAGAUAAGUAAAAAAAAUGUAUAUGGACGCAUUUUAAAGGUAUACCAAGCUGAUAAAAGUGUUAAUCUUUAUAAACAAUUGACCAUAUAAUGAGGAUUCCAAGAAUAUUUGUCGAUAAAAAGUGUACCAUUAACACCAGCCAACCAUAGAUACGAAAAAGUACAUUAUGAGACUGUAAGACAUUGUGACAAUAUAUUAAGUACGUUCAUACCAUGCCAUAAUGGCGGAAUUUAAUUUUACAUUCACUUACCUUGAGGAGCUUCUGGAACAAAUUGAACGCCAAAUAAAGAAUUAUUCUAUAAAUGAUACAAGUUCUCGUGACGCAGACAUUUACCACGUCCCAGUUGCAAUCGUGGUAGUUCUUGCUAUUUUGUAUGGAUCAAUCUCAAUUAUAGCAAUAAUUGGAAACGGAUUAGUGAUUCUCGUCAUUGCGAAAGAUAAACGAAUGCAAACUGUAACAAAUAUAUUUAUCGGCAAUUUAGCUGUUGCUGAUGUUAUAAUUGGAUUAUUCACGACGCCGUUUCAAUUUCAACCUGCGCUAUUACAACGAUGGGAUUUUCCAGAUUUUCUUUGCAAUGUUGCACCUUCGUUUAAAGUAUUAUCCGUCAGCGUGAGCGUUUUUACACUAACCAUUAUAUCAUUAGACAGAUAUGUUGCAGUUAUAUAUCCAUUGAAAGCUGGGUUUUCGAAGUCUUUGGCAUUUGUAUGUCUUGCAUUUAUAUGGAUUUUGAGUAUCGGUAGCAGCUUUCCCGAAGGGUAUUUUCACUCAGUUCGUCCUGUUUUCGACAGAAAAACAUUAGAAAGUAAGCCGUUUUGCAUACCGGCUUGGCCAACCAAAGACUUUGGAAAAUAUUAUCAUCUGUAUUUGGUGUCGGUACAAUACUUCUUUCCAUUGUUGGUCAUCAAUUUCUCAUAUACAAGAAUUGCUUUUCGGAUCUGGGGAACAAAAGUACCCGGGAAUACCAUUGACAGAGAUAAUGUUCGACAAAGAACAAGACAAAAGGUGGUCAAGAUGCUCAUAAUCGUUGUGCUAUUGUUUGCAUUCUGUUGGAUGCCGUUCCAGCUCUAUGGGAUAAUAGCAGAAUUCCAACCCGACAUAAAUGGGUACAAGUAUAUCAAUGUGAUAUGGUUUUGCUGCAACUGGCUAGCCAUGAGUAAUUCUUGCUACAAUCCGUUCAUAUACGGGCUGCUGAAUGAAAAAUUCAAACGAGAAUAUCGUCUGCUACUGUCGAAGCUUUACUGUGUGAAACGAUGUGCAUCCUCAGACUCCUGGUUUGCUGGGAAUGACAACUCUGAAGAUCGUAAUGAAACAAAAAGAAUUACCCUAACCUUUAGAGCAGGGCAAAGUUUCAGACACGGUACAUCAGCGUUCGCGAAAACAAGAAAUGGAAAUGGAAAAUUGAAUUAUACCCCAAUACCAGCUAAUAACCAUGGUCGUGCAGAGCUGACAGACCAAACAUCAUGCUAGACAUUCCUGUUUUCUCAAACGUUUUAGAAAAUUUAUCUUCACUUGUUUCACACAGAACAUAAAUCAAGCAAAACAUAAUUACUCGUGGCUUUGUCUGUGUCGAGAGAUAGACGAUUUCUCUGAAGAAUCAAAACAAUUAAUCAUUUCAAAAUUGGAACAAUUUCUUUUCGUGAAGUACGAAAGAAGUUUAAAAUAAAUAAAAAAAUAUCACGAAACGUGCAAAAAAGAUCAUCCAACAAAAAUUGACUCUAAAAGUUCUUUUACUAUACAGAAGAAAUAGAAAUGAGUGCGUUAAAUCUUCUUCGAGACAUUUAAUGUAUUUUUAUUUAUUAAUCAUUGUCUGAAAGACUAAAUACACUGCAUUAAAAUACUUGAUUUGUAAAAUAUAUUUUGUAAGUAUUACGUGUUUGACUUAACUUAAAAUUAAUGUUUAUCUGACAAGAAUUAUGUUGUUGUGUAUUAAAAAAUAAAUGUACUUUUCUUUCUUUCUGGUUGUUGAUUAGUAAUAAAUGAAAAAAACAUAUUAUAUAAUGAUACGCAUAUAGCAAUCACAAUUAACUGAGGUAAAAAGGUGAUUAUUUUCACUUAUUUUA